Molecule: messenger RNA, 2421 nt
Organism: Aureobasidium musti
Lineage: Eukaryota; Fungi; Ascomycota; Dothideomycetes; Dothideales; Saccotheciaceae
Source: the annotation of a GenBank genome assembly
AUGUUCUACCAACGAGAUGGUCGAACAUCUUCUUCUAGCGAUAGACAUCAACCACAGCGUCCACACUAUCAACAGUCAUCAUCUCAACAAUCUUCACGAAGCAGUGGUGACGCGAGGGCUGGCGCGCCCAACACUUCUCUGCAUCCUUCCCAAAGACCACAACCCAGCAGGCCACUUCGGCCAGAUCAGGUCCCCAUCGUGUUGGGUCGACCACGACCAGCUGCCAACAGAGAACCCCCAGCCACUCGCACUAUACCCCAAUACCGUCAAGACUCAGGCCCUCCAGUCGCACAGUACAUUCACCAAGAGCCCAUAAAUACCUGGGUUGACGAGGUCUCCCCCACUUAUUCGGAUAUGCCUCGUCCUUUUGCUGGUACUCAUCGCGACUCCUCUGGAUCCUCCGUCUACUCAGUUCCCGAUUUUCCCAUGCCCCAAGCUCCGCAAAUCCCUCAACAAGUUGCCCGCCCAUCUUAUCAGCCCAAUCGCCGCCCUCCACUAGGCCCUCCCCCUUCGGCGCGCAAAGGCCCUGCAUCAUACUACCCGCAAACGAACUACGUCGCGCCUAUCUUGGAAGAGACAGACAGUCAACGAGGAUUGCAUGACUCGAAGAGUUCUUUCGCUUCAAGUAAUGCAAUCCCUAUUGGCAUCUCAAUGCAUCUUGCUGAUCAGCAUGACAUGCGUCAACACGAAGAGUCUCCAUUCCAAGAUCAGUAUGAAGACUCUGAUAGCAGCGAACCUGAACAGAUGAUGCGCCCCAAUCCUGUUCGUCAGGCUAGCAUUGGUCGCAAAUCAACACCAGUAUUGACCACGAUAAAGAAUGGCGAUUUACGACCAGAUAGUCUGACUCGACCNCUGGAUCAUUCCCGCCAUGGGGGAAAUCUGGAUGAUGUUGAACGUAUGGCACAGGACAUGAGCUAUCCAAUGGUUGACAUGUCACCUGAGGAACACUCUGAAAAGUCUUUCCCCCAGUUGUCUACGCGAACGAGCAGUUCUGAUAUCCUCGGCAAAGACACAAUGAUACCUGGAUAUGAGAGAUCCAACGAAAGGAACUCUUCCAUGUCCGCCCUUGAGAUGUCCGAGAAGAGAGCUGCUCACGAUUUGGGAAAGCAGACACUCGCCGAGAGAGUGGGCUCCAGGCGACCACCAAGGCUUGACGUAGAUGCCGUUCGAGAGGCAGAAGCCCGCGGCAGUCUUACCAGUCUUCCAGAUCUCAUUCGUAGAGCUACAAAAGUUGCGUCAAACCUCGACCGCGGCCGGACUGCGAGUAGACUGGGUCUCAACUUCUUCGAUGAUGAUGCACCACAAGCACAUGCUUCCGACAGCAGGAGAUCUGGUUCUCUUUCGGACAUUCUUGCUUCGUUUCCUCCUCCAGGACUCGCUACUCCCACCAGAUCCAGAGGUUCUAAAGGAGGGUCAAGGAGCUCCAGAGCAAUGCCAUGGUCUUCGAAUUUGCAGCACAGCGCUCUUCCUUCGGCAAGUGAUCUUGGUGAGGAGCCUGAGCGGCGCAGGAGAUGCUGCGGCAUGCCGUUGUGGCUGUUCUUCACGCUACUUCUGCUCAUAGUUGUUCUUGUUGCUGCCGCUGUCAUCAUCCCUAUAGUUCUCAUCGUCAUUCCUCAACAAAGGGUGCUUCGAGUGGUGCCUCAGCCUCUGCGCUUNGCCACAUGCCAAAGAUCACUAGACUGCAGAAAUGGUGGCAUCAAUAUCUUAGGUAGUGACGGUAGCUGCAGCUGUUUAUGCGUCAAUGGGUUCGCAGGUUCCGAAUGUACCCAAGCAUCAAGUGCAUCUUGCACAACCGCGACCGUUGACAGAAUGAACAAUGUCACACUUGGAGAUUCUAUUCCACGUCUCUUUGCUGGCUCGGCAACCAACUUUAGCAUUCCACUGAACGCUACCAACAUCUUGGGAUUGUUUGCUUCAUCCAAGCUUACGUGCACUUCGGAGAAUGCAUUGGUCACAUUUAAUGGUCUCUCUGCUCGAUCUAUCCCGGAAGGCGUCUCUGAGAUCAAGCCUUCUUCAACUAAAACCCUGGUGAGACGUGCAGAUUCUACAUCUGUUGCUGGAGCUGCAGUCACCAGCAAUGGUAUUGUCUUUGCCAGCGGGUCACCGAGCGACUCAUCAUCCUCGUCCGCCUCAGCAAGCUUCGACACCACGACACCAUCCUCGAUGCCCUCUCCAUCUGCAUUGUCUGACUCGACAACACUUGACUUUGCUCGAGUCGCCGUACUCUUUGUCUUUCAGCAGUCUGGCCAACUAAACAAUGCGAUUGCUGCUCAGGAGAAUCUUCAAAACUACUUCACCUCUGGAACCACAAGCACUGGACAACAGAUUGAUGCUUCGAGAAUUGAUCUUGGUGCUGAUAUUAGUGCAAAUCUCCAGAACCACUCGGUCACCUUGGCUAACGGCACGGUGAUUGGUGGCUAG